GACCUGCCAACCAAUCCUACCCUCUACAAUCUCACACGUAUCCCACUCUUAUCGGGAAACGAACGGCCCAUAUAUCCCCACGUGUCAAUAAAUGUAAUAUUAUCCCCUUAAUCCAACGGACCCAACAUCUCCCUCCUCAAGGGAAAAGAAAAAUUCACCCUCUUGCACAAUUUUCUCUACCGUCUAAGGCCACUACUCAGUUUCAGAGUUUCCAAUUUACCAUCCGUCUGUGCUCUGAUUCUCCAUAUUUUCUUUGAUGGCUGAUUCGGACAACGAUUCGGGAGGGCAUAACAACAGCAACGCGAACAGUGAGUUGUCGGCGAAGGAGCAAGACCGGUUCUUGCCGAUAGCGAAUGUAAGCAGGAUUAUGAAGAAGGCAUUGCCUGCGAAUGCCAAGAUAUCGAAGGAUGCCAAAGAGACGGUACAGGAAUGCGUGUCGGAGUUCAUAAGUUUUAUUACGGGAGAGGCGUCGGAUAAGUGUCAGCGGGAGAAACGGAAGACGGUCAACGGUGAUGAUUUGUUGUGGGCCAUGACGACUUUAGGGUUUGAGGAGUACGUGGAGCCGCUCAAGAUUUACUUGCAGAAGUAUAGGGAAAUGGAAGGGGAGAAGUCUACGUUGGGGAGAGACAAAGAUGGCGGUGGCAGUGGUGGCUCCGGUGGUGUUGGUGGUGGUGGUGGUAGUGUUGGCGGUGGUGGGAGUGGAGGAGUGAGUUCCAGUGGUCCUGGUGGUGGUGGGUAUAAUGGAGGGAUGUAUGGUGGGAUGAUGAUGAUGGGUCAUCAAGGACACGUAUAUGGUUCCAGUGGUUAUCAUCAUCAGAUGGGUGUCGGGAAUGUUGGUGGCGGUGGCGGUGGCGGUGGUGGAAGUGGUGGAGCUGUUAGAUCAAGGUAGGUCUAUUGCGAAGCAUUCACUUGUGGGGAUAUUGAAGAUAAUUAACUAGACCUUAAUCAUACUUUGUUAGGUAAUAAUUAUUUUUAAUGCUUUUUAUUUUGUUAAUUAACGUGAUUUGUGAAUGAGAUUAAAUUUGUGUAAUUCUGGAGGAGGGGGUAGACAGAAUUAAUUAUAUUAGUUAGUACUAAUUGGAUUUUCUCUCCUUGUUAAUAUUAUUCUUGUAUUAUGAAAGGGAUGUAAUUAAGUUGGUUUCAAUGUUGGGAUUGAUCUGUUGAAGGUGUAAUUUGGGGGAAAAAAUAGUUCAAGCUGACCGCUUGUUUUGAGUUUUGACAGAUCUUACGAAAGUAGUGUUUGUUCGGACACUUUCUUUUUAAGGAAAGGAAAGUAGGAGUUAUGUUAUGUCGAAACUCCCCAAUUCUGCCAUUUGUCCACUGCUUAGUUUUCUAUGUAAUGUACCAAAUGAAGAAAAGAGUAAAGAUUUUAAAGUAA
Molecule: messenger RNA, 1378 nt
Organism: Mangifera indica (mango)
Lineage: Eukaryota; Viridiplantae; Streptophyta; Magnoliopsida; Sapindales; Anacardiaceae
Product: nuclear transcription factor Y subunit B-3-like
Exons: 1
Coding region: 257-889 (210 amino acids)
Biological process (GO): regulation of transcription by RNA polymerase II
Cellular component (GO): nucleus; CCAAT-binding factor complex
Molecular function (GO): protein heterodimerization activity; DNA-binding transcription activator activity, RNA polymerase II-specific; RNA polymerase II cis-regulatory region sequence-specific DNA binding
Source: RefSeq, a predicted model, not a curated record